GAUUUCCGUGGUGACCGUGGAGGAGUCCGGCCCCGUACAGACCCCGAUGUCCUGGGCUUCAUGACACAUCUCCAUUAGAAGAGCCAGAAGCGUGCCGGCCGCGGGGUAAUACAGUCCGUGGCCAUGGCUGAGGGUCAUAAGACCUCGCUUGACGAGGAAGUUUGGGACAAACCCGUGUGCGAGUGGACGGUGCAGGACGUGUGCUGCUGGCUACAUACGGGGCCCCUGCAGGAUGGAGUUGGAUUGGUCCAGGCAGCCUUCACCCACAGCAUCAAUGGACGGGCUCUUCUGAGGCUGACGGACGAGAAUCUGCAGAGGAUGGGCGUUCACCGGCAGGACCUGCGCAGAGUCAUCUUACUGGAGGUUCUGGAGCUCCGACUCCAACAAGAGCUUCAGCAACUGCUCUACAUAACCAUGGAUUAAACAGUGGCUGAGAACACGCACCGCCUGAGGAGUGAGAGACCCCACAGCACCUGGCUCCAAUAAUGACAACUAGAAGAGUGGCCCC
Spea bombifrons (plains spadefoot toad) is the source of this 508-nucleotide messenger RNA. Its product is annotated as sterile alpha motif domain-containing protein 12-like. The transcript has 4 exons. The coding region runs from base 124 to 423 and encodes 99 amino acids. The record is from RefSeq and is a predicted model, not a curated record. Gene Ontology annotation, cellular component: cytoplasmic side of plasma membrane. NCBI's taxonomy places the organism in Eukaryota, Metazoa, Chordata, Amphibia, Anura, Pelobatidae. Gene Ontology annotation, biological process: cell surface receptor protein tyrosine kinase signaling pathway. Gene Ontology annotation, molecular function: protein binding.